AGACGGUUACGUCAUCGGAGCUGCGCGUUGUUGCAGAGUCACUGCGACUGAAGGACUGUAAACAAGGAGGAGGAAAGUGGCGAUUAAUACACUUUAUUCACGACUCUUCGUUCAUUUUGUUACUUAUUUCUAAUACUCAUUAGUGAGCGAUUUACUGAAACAUAUCUUAUGAUUCACGUGUAGCCUGUAAAUAAAGCACGGGUCGUGUUUUCGAGGAGACACCACACGGUGCUAACAUUAGGAGCUAGCCUGUUAGAAACGUUCGCCUGCUUUAGCUGUCGCUAGCUUUGCUGGCGAGUCAACAUUCACGGAUCUGUCGCUGGAACCCCCUUUAUGCACCGGGCAUCUCUUUCUUUACCAAGGCCAGGAUAUCCUGAACCGUGAGUAUCACUUGUUUUGUGUGUUUCCUGGGUGUUUCUUUAACGAUUUAAAACCAUUUAAUGCGACGGUCUGUGAGCACUUAGCCUGUAGCUUAGCUGCUGAAGUAGCUGCUGGUGUUAGCCUGUGGGGUGUGAGUGUUUAUGAAACCCUCUGUUUACAGGCUGCUGUUACCAGGUAGACUCUACACAUGAUAAUACUGAGUGGUGGAGAAAGAGGGUGAACUCCAGGGGCUCAUUUGGACCUGUGUUAAAGUCGUGUGGUGUUAGACUCUAAAACACAACGUGAUGUUUUUAGCUUCUGAACGAUCAGCUGGUAGUGACUCAACACUGACUCUGACUAAAUUACCUGACAAAUUAAUGUAAUCUGAAGUAAAGGGAUGUAUUAAAUGUUACCUCUGUGAUUUAUGUGAGGUCCUUUUGGUAAUAGAUGGUUGGAUGAUGGCUAUAUAAGAAUUUGUAUUGAAAUAAAAAUGAUCGUGACUUAUUACUUCAGCACUUGUACUGAGGGAAGAUUGCACGUGUAUUUGUGUAUUUGACAGUGUAUUUGACUCAUGUUUAUUAUAAAGCUGAAAAAUGAGUACCGAUACUGCCAUACCAACACAUCCACAGGCUUUCAUCCACCAAUAAAACUAUUAUCACCCACUAAGUACAAAUGGGUAUUCAUAGAUGUACUGAAACCGAGUAAAGUGAUCUUAGCUGGUGAAGUUUUUAUGCUUUUAGUUUUAGUUAAUUAUUAGUUUUAUUAUGUAUGAGAUCAUCUCUUGCAAGUUGAAUUAACUUCAAAUAUGUCAUUUUUCUUCAUGUUAGUCUUUAACACUAGCUGGCUGUACUGUUGUUGGCCUCAUGUAACUGAACAGAAUGUUAAAGUUUUUCUUUGGCAUCUUGCAGCACCUGAAUAUUCAGAUACCAUUUCAAUUUCCCUGAUUCUGGUAUUUCUGAUUCCAUGGUUUUGGACUGUAAGGGGCUGUAUCCUUCAACUUGGCAGCACUUUUUCUGUAUUUGAAUUAAAUGCAAUUAAUUAUUUCAGCACUCGGCAUCCUCAGUGCAAUAGACGCCCUCUUCGUCAGCAGUUUUCUUUUGGUCGCUUCGCGCAUACACAAGUAUAAUUCAACCAUAGGAAGAAAACCUCACUUUGUAAUGUCACUUCACCAUCAAGAACAAAUCAGUAAAGGGCAGGAUGUCUGGGACACUGUCUUUGUCAACAACCAUGAUGGAGGUCCAUGCAGAAGAGGAAUUAUCUACACUCAACCUUUAGUUUAGAGGGCUGUGACUAGGGCUGGGCGAUAAAACGGUAAUGAUAUCAAAAAUUAAUUUCCCUCAAUAUCAAUAGAAAACGUGGUCAAUACGCUUUUCAAUAGCCAUUUCAUUCUGCCAUGUUUUGGUAGACUUGACAAGUAGCCAAUGAAAAGGGGAGUUGCUCAGGAUCCACACCCCGCUGAACAAAUCAUGUACUGAAUUAGAACCAAGUAGCAAACAACUGUGUAGUAGAAGGCUGCAGCUACACACAACCAUAGAACUUUAACACGUGCAGCUGACAGGACUGUCAGUGAGAAAAUAAGAAAAUAAGUGCUACCCCCGGCAGAAAUGCAGAUGAAGGUUCAAGGUCAGACAUGAAGCAGAGUAAUGUGCACUGCAAAUUUUGCAGAGUACAUGUUAAAUUUCAUUCAAGAGUAACAGGGAACAUUUAAGAUUGACAAGUGAUUUUUUUAUAUCAUGAUGGAUAUCAACUGAUAUAUAAAAAAUAUAUAUAUUGUGAUAAACUUUUUCCCAUAUCGCCCAGCCCUAGCUGUGACUAAUGUUACAUCAUGGUUUCUAUCAAAUAUUUUAAGGUUUUCUUUGCAAAAUGCUGUUCAGAGAAACCAAACACAAAUGUAAGGAGAAUUUUAUUGCAGACUUAGUUAGGCUGUGGGUGCUGCCAGCACAACACAAAUCAAACAAACAAACAAAAAAAAUAGGUAAAAGGACACAGCCCCUAAAAAAAGACCCCACAUUGGCCCAUCUUUUUUGUUGGAACAUCCAUUCAGACACUCAAAGUGAACUUUCAGUAGUAACAGAGAUUUUUCUGUUGAACUUUCUAGCUCUUUUUCACUCAGCUCCCUUUUCUCACCAAUCCCAAACUUUGUCCCCAGACAAUUUUAGGACAGUAUAAAAAAAUCUGAUUUUAUGUAUAUAUAUUUUAACCAAUGCUAUCAGAAACUAACAACAAAUGAGAAUCAAGUAUGUUACACAGCCAGGGGAUCCAUAAGAAAGCUGAGGGAUACCUUAAAGGAUGGUGGCAAUUUAGAAAGGGGCCCAAGGGAAUGUCAUGUAGUAAAAAGUCGUCAAAGUCAGUUUUUUCAUCACACCAUAAAGUUUCAGGUGGUUCAUAUUUUUGUAGCCCUUUGUGCCAGAUUUUUUUUUUAACAGUUUGACUUUCAUGAGAUCAAUUUUUAUUGAUGAUAAUAACCUUGAUACUGCCCCAGAGUUCAAUCAGGUGUUCUGAACAACAUCAUUUUGUUGAAGUUAAGCAGCCACUUCAACCACCAGAAGAUUACAACACAUUUACAAGGAAACUUCAAUUCAAUGAUGGUGUUUUAAAAAUCUAUCUACCAAUCCCUCUAAACUCUGUGUAUCCCACCAACUAAAGAGUGAAAAAGGAGAACAAUUCAGUGUCCUGGAAAAACUGUCCUGGUUCAGUGAAGUUGGAUUUGUAUUUACUUUAUUUCUUUAAUUUACAUCAUGAAAAACUGAUAAUUGAUGUCUCUGUUUUGCUACCGUACAUGAAUACUCAGGUAGCAGCACCUUGAACUCUAGUCUAGUCAAGGUUUCCUUUUCACAAUUAUGACUAAUGUUGGUUUAAAACUCGUUGAUGAUGAUUUGUUGUUGUUUUCUGUGUCAGCUGGGUGGCUGGUCAGAGCGGCCUCCUCCCACCAUGGAGGCAGGAGGGAAGGACUGUGAGGAGGAAACUCUGCAGACAGCAUUCAAGAAGCUGAGAGUCGAUGCUGAGAGGUAAAAAAAAACCUGCUCACGUUUGCUCAAAACGUAGUUUCUGCUGCUGUUGUGACAUGUUAGAAAGGCCAUUUUAAUAUUCAUUUACCACAAACUGUUUUAUACGCUACUGUCCUUCUCUGUGAAAAGUAUUGUUUUAGUGUUUGAUCAGGGUUUCUGUCAGUGUAGCAGUACCAUGUAUGUUUUUUACAUUUUAUAAUCUUGUGACAUACAGAUACAGACUCUGCACCUACAGCUGUCAGUUAAGUGAGCUGACAGACUAAAUUAGAUUAAUCCUGAGCACCAAGGAAGUGGUGACAGCACGACAUAUUCCAGUUAAAACUAACAUGGCAUGCAUGCUGACUGUUAUGGGACCAUACAUGAUGGUGGUGUUAAUGUUGGCAGGUAUUUGUUGUUUUUGUAUUUUGAUGCUGAGUGCCAUAAGUUAAGCUGUUUCUCUCGUCUCUCUCAGUCUACCUGGAGCUGUGAGCGUGUCAGAGGCGUUGGUUCCCAGAGCAGCUUCCAGAGCAUGUCUGGAUUCCAGCGGAGCAAAACCCAAACUGAGCUGCCCGAAGGACAACUGGCACAGGUAGGAUCAGGCCACCGUUUAGUGUGCACAACAAAUUUAAACUUAACUAGAUUGUUGGUCUGACCUUUUCCAGGAGGAUCCAUCAGGUCUGAUAUGUAGCUGGGAGAAAGGCAUUUGAGGGCUUUAAAGGUAGUCAGUAAAAUCUUAAAAUUGAAGUCAUUGAGUCAUUUUAGAGAAAGGAACAAUUAGUGAAGCCGAUUAAUUACAAAUCAAAGUUAUCCUUAACAUCAGAGACAGCUGUGUUUAAUGUUUGGCUGAAAAUGAGCCUGUAUUUGCUCUUUUCGUACAUCAGUAAGUUACUGAGGAUUGGGACUGAAAUGCUUUUGAGCAUGGUUCAAAGCUUUUUGAUUGACACCCUUUUUAAGUGAAUUGUGCUCUGAAUUGACUAAGCACAUGCAGACUCACACAGGACUGUGCUCUCUUAAAGUUCAAUUCUUCUUAAAUAAAUACAAUAACAUUUGGAUGCUCCCCUCGUGUGCUUUAAACAGUGCUGAGAGGAAGUACAUGUUACCAUUACAUCCCUCGAGUUAAAGUUUAAACUCUUAAAUGAUGAUGAUAAUAACUAUUUUAAGUCAUUUUCACACUCAUUUCCCCCUUCCUCCACUCUCUAUCUUUAGCUGUAUGAGGAAAUCUUCCCGAGGAGCAUCCAGAACUCAGCGGCGCCGGAGGUCCAAGUCUCCAAUUCUGCAGCCUCCCAAGUUCACCUACUGCAGCCCAACUGCACCCCCUGGUGGCUGCCUGAAACACCAGCGCCUGGCAGUCCCUGAGUCUGCAGAGCCUCAACCUGCAGCAGACGGAAGGUUGACCUCUUCUGUCUCCAUCCCUGCCCAGAAAGAGCUCCCCUCCACAGGCGCUUCCAGCCAUAUCUCCUCACUGGUUUUUGGAUCCUGUGCUGGUUUUGAGACACAAGAAAUCCCUGCUGUUGUUCCUUCUUUGGUGGCGUCAUCGAGGCAGGAUGGAGAAAGUUCUGCAGAGUCAAGCGAGGGGAGCUGCUUGGAGAAAAGUGCCUGUGGUGGAGUGGAGUCUGGAGUGAAAUCCAGACCUGCAGAAGCUGCUGACUUCCGAGCUUUAUCAGAGCUCCACAGCAGCAGCUCUGCAGACCGCCCUGUCGCUUCCUGCCCCUGCACUUGGAAGAAAAGCACAGAUCCCCAGGAGGAGAGUGGGCAGGGGGCUGAACCUCAAUGCCACUGUCAGUCCAAUCAACAAGGCUGGGCUGGCGUGGAGGUGUACUCCUUCACUGGGCUCCGAAAUGUCAUCUCUGAGUGCGAGAGGAGCCUGCCGAGCCUUGUUGACCCAGCCAGAACUCUCAGCUCCAGCAGUAACACAGCCACAGCUUCCUCACCGUCAUCAUUGUCUUCAUCGGGCUCCCCCCGCUCGUGUUCAGAGCAGGCCCGUGGCUACGUGGACGACAUCACGAUAGAGGACCUUUCUGGCUACAUGGAGUUUUAUCUCUACAUCCCCAAGAAGAUGUCACACAUGGCUGAGAUGAUGUACACUUAAAAGAUGAUAAUAUUAAUUAUUAUAAAGAGAAUUUUUCUGUUGUUGAGGGAAAAGGCAGCCUCUGAGGAAUGUCAGUAGUUGUUAGCAGAAUGGAUCAGGCAUGAAAGUUUUAAGUUAAAUAUCCAACAUUAACUGAUUUUAACCUGUUUUCCUGCCCUCUGUUUGAGCUUUCCUCUCAUUUGAACAGAACUGACAGGAACAAAUCAACAACCUUUAUCUCGUCAGUUCUGACUCUUACCUUCUUCCCUUUUUUUGUGCUAUGUUAAAAUUUUAAUUUCCAGUUUACAGAUGAAGUUGCCAAAGCUUGUGGUGCAGGCUCUUACAGAAGGACGUAUAAGUAGGAAUUUAUGCAAACAUGUAAAGCCGAGUGUUUGUGUCUGGAUUUAAUUUCACUCAAUAAAGAAAAAACUGCGCAAAUGUU
Messenger RNA from Xyrichtys novacula (pearly razorfish), 5857 nucleotides. The record is from the annotation of a GenBank genome assembly. NCBI's taxonomy places the organism in Eukaryota, Metazoa, Chordata, Actinopteri, Labriformes, Labridae.